GCGUAGGGCCAUUAAUCGUGUCCUGUUAUGCAAGACUGUGACUCUCAGCAAUGUGCAGGACAUAGUGAGUGGAUUUACAGCCAGGAGGUUCCUGAAGUGAGUGGGGUGAUGGAUGGUACGGGCAUACGUAUCUCUAUUUUGGCACCAGCCCACUUUGCCACAAGGGCUGUUUUUCUAUGAUUAUGCAAGCACUGAUGUAUCACCAGGAACGCUUCACCAGUAUCAAGUCCCAGGAGACCCAAUACCUCCUGUCUCUUCCAGGAGAGAGUGCGUCUGGAGUGUGUCACCAUCCUGGCCUCACAGAACUGAGCUGUAUCAUGAAGUUCCACCAACAUGCUGGCCUAUUGUAUAUUCUCCAGACUACAACAUCACAUUUAUGGGAUUGGAGAAGCUACAUCCGUUUGAUGCAGGGAAAUGGGGGAAAGUAAUCAAUUUCUUGAAAGAAGAAAAACUAAUUGCAGAUGACUUGAUUGUACAAGCACGAGAAGCUUCUGAAGAAGAUCUGUUGGUUGUCCACACAAGACGCUACCUGAAUAAGUUAAAGUGGUCAUUUGUAGUGGCUACAAUUACAGAAAUUCCACCAGUUCUCUUUCUUCCCAAUUUCCUUGUUCAGAGAAAGGUUCUGAAGCCUCUAAGAACCCAAACAGGAGGAACAAUAAUGGCAGGAAAGCUUGCCAUUGACAGAGGCUGGGCAAUCAAUGUGGGUGGUGGCUUCCAUCACUGUUCAAGUGAUAAAGGUGGAGGAUUUUGUGCAUAUGCUGAUAUCACACUGGCUAUUAAGUUUCUAUUUGAAAGAGUAGAAGGAGUGUCUAAGGCCACUAUUAUAGAUCUGGAUGCUCAUCAGGGGAAUGGCCAUGAGAGAGACUUCAUGGAUGAUCAUAGGGUGUAUAUUAUGGAUGUGUACAAUAGAUAUAUUUAUCCAGGGGAUGGAUUUGCUAAACGAGCCAUAAAGCGGAAGGUUGAAUUGGACUGGGGUACAGAGGACACAGAAUAUCUUCAGAAGGUACAAACACAUGUGGAAGGGGCAUUAAAUGAAUCGAGGCCAGACAUCAUCAUUUAUAACGCUGGAACUGAUAUCUUGGAUGGUGAUCCACUGGGAGGUCUUGCUAUUUCACCUCAGGGAAUUGUUAAAAGAGAUGAAGCGGUAUUCAGGGCUGCCAGAAACCACAGAAUUCCUAUCUUGAUGGUGACAUCUGGAGGCUAUCAGAAGAGGACAGCACGGAUAAUUGCUGAUUCCAUUCUUAAUUUGCACAACCUGAAGCUUAUUGACAAGGAGCUAGCAACCAGUGAAGCUAAAAACCCCAAGGUAGAACUGAUGAUUAGAGAAUCUAUUUUAGAUUUCACUAACCUGUCAUUGCAGUGAGACAGUACUAUGUUUUAGAAAGAAAAUUCACUAAUUGUAUAAUGUUUAUAUAUAGGAACAAAAAGUCUCCCCAGCUCUGUCAGGGUUAAUAUAAUAUAACAUGAGAGAAAGAUUUAUUUGCCUGUAAAACAUUAACAAAGUAGAGAUACUAGCUAGUCCCAGAAUGAUUGCAAGUGUCUAACUUGCUUCUGAAACACUCUUGAGUAGCUAUGGUAUGAAAGGCAGCAGAUCUUUGAGAAUUAAUUUAGAGAUCUACUCAAGGGCAGUGUAUUUUUGUUUAUAAUACAUAGUAUAACUAGCUUUAAUUGUUUCUCUUAUUUUUAUGGAAAGUCUACUGUGUUAUUGAAAGGGUUGUACGGGUAGGCUCUGAAGACUGUCCCAGGCCACUUAGUAACGGUGCAGUUGUUUCAGCAGAUGGGAGGAGGGAAAUUUUAAGCCCAGAGCAGAACAGUUUGGAUGAGAGGGCUUCUCAAUAAUUGCAAGGACAAUAAAAAUGCAAAUUGAAUUGUUUUUGUGCUGUACCUACAUUUUCUGGAUUUUGAUCGUACAUUUUGGAAAUGUACAUAAGUAGAUGAGAUAAAGACUAGCAGAGAAAGGAGCAGUAUUGAGAAACCAAGAGAAAGAGAGGAACAGACAAGAGAGGUGUGAAGGGUAAUGUGACAGUUGUGACAAUGUGCAUGUAGUUUGGGCAGAAUUUUCCACAAUAUCCUAGUAAUGCUAAUUGUGCACUUUGGCACAUUUUAUUGCAACAUUAGAGAACCAUGUUGAUCCAAACAAUUGUCAGAAAUACUUCCCCCAUUCAAUAAUUAAUAAUACUUCUCUGUAUAUUUUAUGUUCCUGUAAUAAUAAUCAGUAUCGUGCAACACUAUUUGGUAAAUGUUCUGCUCUAAGUUCAGCACCUCUGGUUAAUCUGACAUCAGCACAUAAUUCAAAAUGUUAAAGAAUCACAAUCUCUCACAUUUACAUGCACCGGAAAUCUUUCCAAAAAAUAAGUGAAUUUAGAAUUCAGUACACUAGUGAUCAAGUAUUUAUUAUCCAAAAAUAAAAAUUACCGAGUGAUCAUUUGAAAAUCA
This is a messenger RNA of Mauremys reevesii (Reeves's turtle), 2436 nucleotides long. RefSeq names its product histone deacetylase 11 (gene HDAC11). The transcript has 11 exons. The record is from RefSeq and is a predicted model, not a curated record. Gene Ontology annotation, molecular function: histone deacetylase activity. Lineage: Eukaryota; Metazoa; Chordata; Testudines; Geoemydidae. The coding region runs from base 113 to 1363 and encodes 416 amino acids.